GAGAUCGCACGAGUUGAAAGCCGCUGGCAACACUGGACCUGCAGAAGAAGCUUUUCGCGUUUGCGGAUAAGCGCUUCCUCCUGAGAAUGUCUGCUACUUGCUAGAAAUCAGUGUCUCGUCAGCCUGGUGAUCGGCACGGCAUCACCAUGACCAUCUCAAGCCAGCUGGUGGUUCCCAUGACGCUGUGGGGCAAGAUUGCCCCCACCCACUGCAUGUCAUCCGUGUUCAUCACGAAGGACCAGAAGAUGAUCGUGACGGGUUGCAAGGACGGCCAGAUAUGCGUCUGGGACAUCGUAGACGGAGCUAAGAUUGUGCCCCGCAGCAUGCUGUUUGGCCACACUGGUCCAGUUCUGUGUCUGGCCAGUGCCUCUCCAUCUGGGGACGGCUCACUGCUGGUCAGCUCCUCCGAGGCUGGCGAAAUGUCCUUGUGGGACUUGACGGAUGGCAGGUGCCUGGAAAACAACAAGCUUCCCUACGUUCAUACGCAUAUGCAGUCCCACAUGCUUUCUGGAGGUGAAACCUCGUAUCUGUUCUGCAACGGCUACUACGCGGAUGUCGUCGUCCUCGACACCAUGACGUUGACUGUGGCCUUCGAGCUGGUGUCGCGCAUUUCUUCAGACUGGAUCAGUGCCAUGCACGUUAUUAGAACACCUACACGAAAUGACGAUGUCGUCGUAGCCAUCUCCGCUUGUGGCAUGGCCAAGGUAUGGACCCUGUCGCCUGAGAAUUACAAGUCUUCCAGCCCGCUGUACGAGGGGGAGUCGAUGACCCUCAAGUGCCUGAACGCCCUGUGCCUGGCAUGCUGUGCCUACAACCAGCGCACCAUACUCGUCGUGACGGCCAAGUGUUGGCAUAUCUACGACGCGUACGACUUUGCACUGCUUUGCUCGACGGACAACCGACCGGGCGAGCGAUGGAUGGGUGGGGACUUCAUCUCUGCUGACCGCGUGUGUGUGUGGAGUGACAAGGGUCGGGGUUACCUCUAUCAACUGCCAGCCAACAAACUGAAGGGAAAAGCAAUUAGUGCCAUUGCCGACAGCAGAGAGUUCCGUACGGGACCCAACUCCGAAGACAACGCUUUCCUCUUCUGUGUGCUUGCUGUUCCCAACGAUGAGAGGCUUGUGUGCCCUCCCGCCAUGGGAUACUUCCUGGGCACGCGGGGCGGCUUUCACAAGGUGCUCCUGAGGGGAGACUCAAACGGUCGAGUUGUCCUGUGGAACGUUGUGGACGUGGCCGCUUCCGACGUAGCUCGCAUGCGCCAAGAGGCAAAUGCCGUUGUCCAAAUGGAGCCAUUCCUGAGCCUGGCUUUGCAAGAGGCUUGGGACGAAAUGAAGCCACCGCCUCCAGGCAUUCUAGACAAAAUGGAACUGCCUGGAGAGAGCCAGGAGCUGAAGCUCACUGCCAGUGUCUACCUACCCCUUCAAGGACGCCUAGUGGUUGGCAGGGAAGAUGGCAGCAUCGUCGUUGUGUCGGCCACCCAAGCUGUCAUGCUGCAGCUACUCUAUGGGAAGCAUCACCAUGACGAUCACCCGCAGCACCAGCUUCUUCAUGGCCACACCGGUCGUGUGACUUGCCUGCUGUAUCCGAACCACGUGCAUUCGCGCUACGAGAUUGCCCACCUGGUGUCGGGGGGUGUGGACUUCUCGGUCUGUCUGUGGGACUUGUACGCUGGCACCCUGCUGCACCGAUUCUGUGUCCAUGCAGGCGAGGUCACCCAGCUUCUAGUGCCUCCUAGUAACUGUAGUACACGAGUGCUGCAGAGCAUCUGCAGUGUGGCCAGUGACCACUCGGUGGCGUUGGUCAGCCUGAAGGAACGCAAGUGCAUCAUGCUGGCCUCUCGCCACCUGUUCCCCGUCGGUGUGGUCAAGUGGCGACCCUUCGACGACUUCAUGGUGGUCGGCUGCUCGGACGGCUCGGUUUACGUCUGGCAGAUGGAGACCGGCCACCUGGAUCGAGUGCUGCAGGGUCUGGCAGCAGAGGAGGUUCUGAGUGCUUGUGACGAGCACACUGGGCACCCGGGAGAGCGCAUGACCAACCCGGCGGUGCAUCUGUUCCGGGGUCUGCGCCACCGUAACAUGGCUGCCAUCCGGCAUGCCGCCCAGCGCGGACUGCACCACCUGCAGCAGCAACACCACGCUUCGCACCACCCCUCACCCGGACACCAGCAUGGAAUGGGCCAUGAAGUGGGUGACAGUGCCCAUGCUCGUUCCCGUGCACACCCGCUCAUGAUCCAGGGGCUGAGGACCAACCCUGUGGAUCAGGACAGCCACGUGCUCUUCUUUGACAUUGAAGCGCUCAUCGGCUCCCUGAAAUCUCUGAAAGGAAAGAAAUGCCGAGCUUCCUCCUUUGGUCAUAUGGCCACUGCUAUCACUUCCCAAGAUGCAUACGAGCUGCUGGCUGAAUUCAAAGUGCAGCUGCUCUCCGAAGAGUAUUCGGGAAUGUCGCCGGGCACACUGGAAUCUCAGGGCCUUAUCAACCAGUCCGAGUACCAGAAAUACCUCACCUUGUCCUCGUCGCCCGAGACGCACAAGAAGCUCUCAGGUUUCAUCGCCAAAGUGAAAGACACCGCAGAGACUGCAGCAUCGAAAAUCCAAGCCAAGGCAGAAAGUGUUGGCAUUAAGACAUCUCAAACGGAUGCAUCUGCAGGCGGCAAGCCAGGAGAUCCAAAGAAUGCAGCGGCACUGGCGGCCAAGCAGAAGCACCUGAGCUUGGCCGAGACCAACCUGACCAUGGAGAUUGCUCAGCUGCUGCUGUCCCUCCUGCACGCUUGGGGGCUCGACAACGAUCUCGACAAGGCAUGUGAGGGAACACUGGGCCUGCUGUGCCCCAUGCGUCCCAUCUGCUUUGGCCUGUUGUCAAGGGGCAGCCACAUGAGCCUGCUGCUUCCGACCCACACGUACCGCAUACUGCCCCCAUCCCAGGAGACUGCACCAAUCAGUAGCAAGGAGCGCAAGGUGGUGACCAUACCCGUGCCCAAGGAGCAGAUCGAAGAAGAGGAGCGGGCCCGACGCUUCUCGUCCAAAGGCCACUGGGAGUUGUCGACGGCCGUCACGACCAACCACCUGCUGUCGGUGAUUGCCCUGGCCAACACCCUGAUGUCCAUGAACAGUGCCACCUUCGUGCCUGAGCAGGAGAAGCGCCGGAAGCUGCACAGGCGCCUGAGCCGUGCGGAUAGCCGUGCCUUCAUGAUGUCACCCGGUGAAGGAGGCGGCAGUGGUGGCAGUGUGGACAGCAGUGGCGCCCUGGCUGUGAUCCAGGAAGUGCUGUCGCAGCAGCAGGCUCACAUCAAGCAAGGCUGGAGCUUGCUGGCUGCGCUGCACUGCGUCCUGCUGCCUGACCUGGUGCACACGCCCGACUUCAAGAGGCCCCAAGUUGAGAUGCUUGCCCGCCGGUGGCAGGACCGCUGCCUCGAGGUACGUGAGGCAGCCCAGGCACUGCUGCUCGCGGAACUUCGGCGCAUUGGCCCCAAGGGUCGCAAGAUGGUGGUGGACGAGUGGGCUGUCUACCUGCCGAACUACGGCGAGGCCUUCCUUGCGUCGAGUGCUGGGCCCACUCCACCGACACCUCAGACGGGUCAGAUGCCACAGCCGGCUUCCAGCGUGGCUGGUGGCAGUCCUAGCUCCGUCGCAAUCGAGGGUAAUGUGGCCAGCUACCAGGUAGGGAGUGCUGCCAGCAGCAGGGCCUCCUCUGGAGGAAGCACACCCUCAGGGCCCCAGCCCAAGGCUGAGACACAGUCGAUAAGAACCAGCGAUGGGCAGAACUCAUCGGAGGAAGAAGACGAGGAGGAGAGAGAAGGUGGGGAGGCGACCACCAAGCACGCCUGGAGCGCUGCCGAGGCCCGCCGCAAACAGUCGACGGCCAUUGUUCUUCUGGGAGUGAUCGGCGCAGAGUACGGUCACGAGAUUGAACAGAGCAAGCGGAAGGGCACCGACGACCAGAAGAAGAAGUCCGUCGUGGAUGGAUUUGGGCCCACCAACUACUCUCUCGCGUGGCACACUAGCCAGGCACUGUCGUAUCUGCUGCUGACACCUGCAACUCAAGCUCUACCUGCACAUACGUCACUACGCCGAGCGGCCAUCGACCUGAUCGGUCGGGGCUUCACGGUCUGGCAAGCACACAUGGACGUGUCCCGGGUGCUGCUUGGCCUGCUUGAACUAUGCUGCGAUUCGGACAAGCUCGUGCCCAGCAUGUCGUACGGGCUGCCGCUGACCCCGGCGGCAGAUUCGUGCCGCACAGCGCGGCACGCGCUGUCCCUGAUUGCGACGGCGCGUCCGCCAACGUUCAUCACAACGCUGGCGCGCGAGGUGCACCGCUACAACACGCUCGCUCAAAAUGCACAGUCGCUCAACAUAUCGCUGCACCAGACGGUGCUCAGCCGCGCACGCCCCGAGAUCCUGCGCAUCGUCGAGCUGCUCAUCGACAAGAUGCAGACGGAAGUUGCUGACCUGCUCGUCGAGGUGAUGGAGAUUGUCCUGCACUGCCUUGAUCCUACGCAGCUGAAAAUGCGUGGGCUCAGCGAACUGUUCCCUGCCAUCUGCAAAUUUCACAAUGUCAGCUACUGUGGGGCAACACGCCGCAUUGCUGUUGGAGCUAAGAGUGGCAACCUGACUAUAUACGAAUUGAGGGCCUCAAAGUCACAGAUAAUACCGGCCCACUCAACAAGCGUUGUUGCCUGCACAUUCUCUCCUGAUGGCAAAUACCUGGCCACCUAUUCCAGUGGGGAGAACAAGCUCUGCUUCUGGCAGACUGCAGCCGGUCUGUUUGGGCUGGGCAACGCGCAGACGCGCUGUGUGCGCACCUACCCGACGCCUCCACUGCCGGACAGCGUGCGUGCCAACUCGCUCAAGAUGGCGUGGCUAGUCUGGAUCACCAGUCGCACCGUCAGCCUCAUGCUGGCAGAUGGCUCCGAGCACCGAUUCACCCUCAGUUAAUCCACUUUAUUCCUCUUCGCGGGAAAUACAUACCGCCUCCGCCGUUUGUUACAAUUAUGGCUGCGUCGGCGUCGCAGCCUGAAGGUCAGGGGUGCCUCAGCGCAUCAUGAUGUGCUUGUCAGUCAUGUGCUGCCAGUGUGUGUCUAUUACUAGCGAAAAAAGGUGUCAGAUGUGGAAGUCUUAACCGGGAAUCUCUACGCCUCCUCCCCCACCCUCCAAAGCACUCAUUGCUGUGUAUUCCCACAAAUUGACACUUCCCAGCUUGCAAUUUGUACCUUUUAGGUGCCUGUAGUUUGAUUUCUGGAACGAAUCAAAGAAAACUGUGCAGCAUGAAAUGCAUUGUAUAUCGUUGCUUGUUAAAAAAAAAGCGUGGGUCUGUCUCUCUUGUCUGCAAAUUGACGGAAGAGGCCUAUAGGUUAUUAUUUGUCUCAAUGGUAUAUGAUGACAUAAGGUAGCAUCUCAUAGUCUGGAAAUGAAAAACUGCGCAGUCAGUUUGCCUGCAAUGUGCUGCGUCAUUGUAUGGACAUAAUAUAGGAUCCGUUGAAUUACGAUCAAGAAUGCCCAGAGUGAUGCUUUUUCUCGCAGCUGUUUAGAACUCUUCCUGUGUAUAGAGGUGCCGUAAUGAUGCUGCUCAGAGCAGGCCACUACUGUGUGGAUCAGAAAUGCUCGGUCUUGUCGAAAUUAAGGAAAAUGUGUAACUUAUUACUACUUGCUGUGGAAGUAGUUGUUCACCCUUCUUACAGUGGCAAAAAAAAAAUGCAAAAGAAGCAAAAAAAGAACCAGACAAGGAGGAAUGAAACCUUCUUUCCUACUGUUUUCUUACUUGCUUCUGUGCCUUUCCACCUAAAUGAUAUAAGAUUUUAUGGCUUCACUGCACUCCAUCCGUAUGCAAAAUAUGGUGGCUCAGGGCAGCUUUCUGGGCCAUGCGCAUUUGUGCCUAUUUAUAAUGCAAUGAACGGCAUGAAUGACAGGACGAGGGCCGUGUCGUAUUUAUUUAGGCAAAAGCCUUAGAUGCCACAUCAAACGUGAAAAGUGACCAGUGGCGGUGUCAACACAAGCUAUGCAAGAAGUCACGUGAUCAGAGAUUAAAACGUCACAGAUCACCAAAAUUUGUGACGUCAUUAUGACGGCGCUAUGACAACACAUAACAUGACGUCAUAUGAUGACUAAGUCAUCACAUGGUCAUAGGUGGGGUGAUCCUGGAGGCAGCGCAAAACUAGCCGAGGUGCAGAAAGCUUGCAAUGCCUCCGAUUCUGGAUUCAACGCAGAACCAUGUAGAUGCAGAAAGCUUUUGGAAUGGGUGGGGGGGAUCAAGACAUCAAUUGACAAGAAAAAGAUUAAGAUGGUGGCUUUCGCCUUCGAGUCGUCUUAGGCAUAUGCAUAAGAGACCCUUUGAGCCUACACCUUUUCUUCAUAGCUUCGGCAGGGAAUGCAAUUCUUGCACCGGUCAGGCAUAACGGUGGUUACCCGCUAAAACUACAGACGAUGUCGCAUUCACAUAAUCUUGUACAUUCAUUAAUAUGGCUGUUACUUUUCACUCUCCAUCAACCUUAGCUUUUGAUCUGAUUUGUGUUGUCACUGGAGGUUAUUACCUCAUCGUCGCAUUCCCAAAGAUGGUUGCACGUGUUGUUCAGUAUGCAAGCAACUUAAAAUAAUUUUAGCAAUGGUAUCAAUAGAUUCUGAGCAUCCUAUGUUCAAAAUUUUGGGCUCAGUGAAAUGUCUUUCAUUCCCGCAAACUUUUUCACCUCGAUAGUUGGGGUACAUGUCACAGGUUGAAAGCAUAGAAGACGAAGACAGACUGUUGUAAGUCAGUGCUCGUGUGUGUCAAGCCUCUUCUCUGUAUUCGUCUUCUGAGCUUUCAACCUGUGUCAUGCCAAACGAACAAGCCCAAACAGUUACCCUAGGGGUGCAUGUCUUGCGUGAGUAAAUGUGGUACACCCAAGAGAUACAUGCAUUAUUUCAUCAUCUGCGCUGUUAGCAAUAUUGAACACUAACCCACUAGCCAAGCUACAAGCUCUCUUCAAAAAGGCACCUCAGAUUCCUUACUUUAUUUGCAGAUCUGUUUCCUUUAUGCCCCGAGAAAUCAUUUUAUUAUUGAUGCUUUAUGAGCAUGAUAAUGCUACCAUAUUUAAAACUGCCUUCUGAUGAUGCCAUCUUUUAGUGUGGCUCCUCUCUACUAGUUUCAAGCAACUUUUCUUUUUUUCAAUAUGAUAUUGCACCUCUGCAGAUGUUAUCAGAAAUCAGUUAAUCACAAUUGACUCCUCAGAUUAGCUACUUCCUAGUGCUCAUUAUAAGAUGUUCUUAUCACCUGACGCCGUCAAUAAGAGUGACUAGCACUCCUAUUGCUAUUUACUGGCUUUUAAGCCAAAGCCCAGAAUAAGCUAUUUUCAGAAACGAUUGUUCUUGGGCAAGUUGGUUGAUCCUUGCAGAAGUAAUCAUGCGCAAAUAAAGUGCAUGCAAAAGACAGAAGACAAAAGAGGGGCAGCAGAACUUUUCUUAACAUUCUUUUUGUGCUCUUCUGUUAUCUUUUCUUUACAUUCUCAGCUCUAUUGGCAUUUUGCCGAAUUCCUCGAGCAUUCAUUUUUCAUACAGUACUGGCCUGCUUUACGGAUGGCAUGAUGAACCUUAGCACAAACAUAAGCAACGCCCGCAAACUCUGGGUUGAUGUGUCGUAAGCCAAUUUAGCAGCUCCAAGAGAGAGUGCCUGCUAGGAGGCAUCUUGGUGUCACUGGCAAUUGAAGGAACACUGAAGCGAAAAAUGAUAAUAGUAAAUUAAUGUCUCGCAAUACCAAAGGUGCCACUCUUGCCGCAAGAAGGCACUUGGCGAGUGCAAUAAAAGAAAAUGCAGGUGAUGCCGCCGAUUUGAUCUCUGUGUGACAUCACAGACUUAAAGUAGCAAGCUUCAGGAAAUUUUAUUUAUCCACUUUGCCCAAAAUACAAAAGAAAAGACUCUUGAAACCCAUGACGUCACACUGACAUUCUGUUUGCUGAAGUUUCUGCGCAAAGCUCAACACGAAAACUUGGACCUGCAUUUUUUCUUCUAAUAAUGAACCUAUGGUGGCAAAAUUAGAGCAAGAUUCUCAAAGAAUAAUUCAUUGUUAUAAACUGAUGUAGCGCUUCGCUUUAGUGACCUUUUGAAACCUUGUCCUGGGUUCAUCUUUUUCAGUGAUAUCAUAACUAGUGCAUGUUAAUCAGCUAAACCAAUGGUCAAGAACACACAUUGCUCAGCUAAGUGUGGUGCCAGAUGCGAUGUCACAUGUCAGCGAAGGUGUGCCUAAGAAUGAUAGCGUGAGUGUUUAAUCCUAGAACUUACAGUCUCGUGAGGAUGGCUUGCAGGCACACAAUGUUUUCACACUGCCUCUUCUGGAAGAAAGCUUUGUACAAGCGAUGCCUUGCUGUUCUCUCAUUAAUGCAUUUGUAAGCUCUCAGUCUAUGACAAAUGACCUGCCGUUUAAGAGGCUCUGCCUGAAUGCUUAAGUGAACCCUUUUUUCACAUCCUGCUCUGAAUUGCGGCAGAUGUUGUGUGCUUGAAGAUUGGAGCAAUAGGGCAGUUUGCUGUAAAGUUAGUUGAGCCAGAAUGACCAGCUGAAAAUUAAAAUCUGUUCGCAGCGCGUAAGUGUAGAUUUUUAACUACAAAGCUUGAAAAUAAGAAUAUUUAUCGAUGUCUAGCCUUUCUUUUGACGUAAAGCAGUCGAUUGUGCCGAUAGCUUUGACUCCCUGGGCUUUCUUUGUAUUGCCUAAUGAUGAGCUUUUUUUUGGUUGUCUUUUUUUAUUCCCUUGAAGCUGUUGAAGAUGUCAUGUGGCAGUUGCAUGAAUUAAUCACACCUGUGCCCUGACACUGUACAGCUUUGUAUGUUCCUUGCAAUGUAAUGUUUAAAGUCUCGUGCACAAAUGGAAUGUUGUACGAUUCCCUUUAUAUAUUAUAGGCACUUUUUACUGAUAAUUGUGCUUGUGUUGUCUGCAAACACUUCCUAGCAUAGGUUUAUUUUUUUCGGUACAGAUAUUGUUUUCUAAUGUUUGUAUACGUUGCUAGAGGAGCAAAGGUAUACAUUGUAAAUUAUGUCAAACUAUUCUCGUCCACUUCGGUAAUACCAGCCAGUUUUAAAUGCUGCUUUUGUGAUGAUGUUAUGCUUCUACUGUACAGCCUUGUUUCGCUGAACAUAUAAGCUUACGUUGCGACCUGAGCAAGUGCUCUUUUUUUUGAACGGUGUGCAGUAAACGGGUGGUAGCUGAUGUAUAGCUUUAGGAAAUUUGCAUGUGUAGGACAGAAAAAAAGAAUUAAUGCUUUAGACUUGUCUUUUCUUUGCUGGCUUAUUGACAUGUAAAUGUGUAUGUUCUUUUUGCAUGCUACUUUGUGGAUAUUUGAAGUGUACUCUAGUGCAUGUCACCAGGGAACGUAUCCACUCCCUAUUAUUACUUUGCAUGUGUGGCAGUUUGCAUGAUAAGCCAAAGGCAGCCUUAAUUCUGCAUCAACUUAUGUGGAAAUUUCUGUGACAUUCCCAGUCUGCGGGGCGCCCAUGAAAUUGAGUCAAGCAUCUAGUAUAUCACACAGGCACAGAAAAAAAAAGUGAAAUCCCAGUGACCAUCUUGUGCUCCGAAGAGCAAAUUGCGGAUAUUUAUGGAACUUCAGUAGCGAAAGAGAUGGGCAUUUAGAACUGGGCAAGAGGCCUAUACUAGACAGAGCAGACAACUCUUGAUAAAAUAAAGUGUUGUUUUGUUUUUUCACUAUGAACCCCAAGCUAGCAGUCUAUUGUGAAACAUCUUGACUGGUAGACAUGCAUGAAAAUUUUAAAUAGGACAAAUUGGUCACAGCCUGCUUGGACAAAGAUUUUCGUUUGACGAUUCCAUCUUGCUUUUUUUACACUCUUGAUGGUCCUUGUCCUUUAAAACUAUGGUGGUCUGCCCCUUUUAUCUUUGUUGUCGUUGGCUGUCCUUUUCACAUCUUCUGGGCCUGAAAACUCUUGCGUCUUCUUUAUUUGCUCUCACCGAUAUUGUAUUUGAAUUGAGAUGCUAUUCUAGAUUCAUGAUUUCUGGGAAAUACUGCUUUCAACUUUCGUCAGCAUAAUCACCUAAGUUUGCCACCUCAUUGGACUGGAAGACAUCUCGUCUAUUGGCUCAGCCAGUUUGAUUCUCGCUAAUGGCGGUACUUGCAAAAAUGACUGAUUAGGAAUAUGACCUCUGUCGUUGUUUUGUAUGUGCAACUAGAGAUAGCCCAGAAUUCUGCCAACUGCUCUUUCUUUUCCAUCUUUUUCCUCCCAGUCACAUACAUUUUACUUGUUCUCUAUACUCGAGUAGGCAGGUAUUAUGUUCGAGUAGGCAGGUGCGUAUAUUCUGCAACAGCCUGCAUCUCAAGUGUCAGUGUCUCAAGAACGCUGAGAGUCCACUUCAUUUUUCACAUUCUUCAUGUCGCUUUCAUUUUUUUUGCUUUCUUGUCCUGACUACCCAAGAUUUGCUGAAGAUGCUGCACGCAUUAAUGGCUGAAGUCAGUGCAUUGAAAAGACAUGCUAAGCAAUUCAAAAUGACAAACUGAAGAGUGCUAUUGCCUCGAUUACUGGAUGAUGAAAUGUUAAAUGAAUGUUAUGAAGAGAGCAGGUAAACGUGGAAGGUGGUCAAGGUCGUUUCCGGACGUGUCAGAAGGGAAAGGAACGAGACAGAUAAAGGUUGUGCACAUUCUUGACUCCGUCUCUGUGCUUAUCCUACAGUAUCACCAUUCUUCAAUGAAACAUUUGCCACAGCUUCUGAUCGAAAAUUUUCACACAUCUUCACCAGCUAGCUAUGAAGCUAAUUUUUCAAUUAAGCAGCUAAGCACCUUAAACAGCUCCAUUUUCACAUUACAGCUGCAAGCAAUGACCCCUUGGAUUUAAUCGCGCACUCAGCAUUGCCUCUUGCCUCGAAUGGGAUGGACUUUAACAGCCAAGCUGUUGUUGAGGGGGUGAGAGAAUGCUGGAAUAGCAUGGAAGCGUUAAUGUCAAUGCCACAUAUGUUAAUGUGGAAAGCUUUUCUUCUCCCCAUGUUACGCUGCUCUUCAUCCUAUUUCAGCACAAUGUGAACGCAGAAAGUCUCAGCACCAACACGUUAAAUUGAUGGCACUAAAGGUUAGGCUAAUUGCUUUACACGACUGAAAAUGUAAAAGUAACGAUGCAGACAAAGGUAUAAAGGACAGACGCUGCUUGUUGGGAAAAAUGGUAGUGCUUGUUUGUGAGGCAUCAGCUUGAGGAAUUUGUUUCAUUCCCCUGCUGAAAUGUGUGUUAUAUAUUCUAUUUAUGUGUGUUUUUGGCUCACAUUUCUACAACUUUUAUGGAUACAUUUCUUAGCAUAUUCUAUUUGUGCUGAGCUCAAGGAACCGGUUUGGAGCUUAGUUGCAACUUAUGCUUGCCUUUUCUUUUUAGUUCUUUAUGAGCAAAAUAUCUGUUGAGAACUUCAGAAAAAGGCAGGAAGUGAAAAUUAUGUAAGAACUCUUAAUUAAAUAUGCUGCUCCUGCAUGCCGCGUUUUCUUUUUCUGAUACUGUAUUUGAGUAAUUAAUAGUUGCUCUCAUCUAAGGUAGCGCAAGAUUAUUUUUCUUUUUCACUAUGAUCACAUGUUAGUUCGGCUAUUCAUUUAUGCAAAUGCAAAAGAGAGCGAAAUGUUGAGCUUGAUUCUUUAGGUAGCAUUCAAUGAACUGUGUAGAAAUUGUGCACGAAAAAUGUCCCUCCGGGUCCUUUUUGGUGUGCAAGCAUGUAUGUAUAGUAUGGCUUAUUAAGAUGUCUGUAUAGAUUUAAGACUGUUGUCCUAGGUUUAACCAAACUCUACAACUGUUACUUGUUUUGAAGAAUGCCCUGAUGAAAAUGUGUGUUUUCCUGUAACUAAAAUGCAGUGACUAUGAAAUGACUGGAAAGCUGAGCAUGCGUGUAAAAUGUAGGUUGCUGUUCGUAAGAGCCAUUAAUACUUUCGAUAUCUCCUUAGUGUAGAUGUGGAGAGCUAUUUGAACUGUUUGAUAAAGCUCUUUCGGUUCUUGUAUUCAUUUGUGCUGCAUUUGUGCAACUUUUUUUUGUACCUACUUGAUGUUAGGCGACAUUGUAGGAAUUCAUGGAACAAAAAGGCAGGCCUUGAAGACAUUGACACGAGUAGAAUAAGUUGUACAGUACAUACUUCCCAUUCUAUUUGUGUCUACAUUUAAC
This is a messenger RNA of Rhipicephalus sanguineus (brown dog tick), 12089 nucleotides long. It is a transcript of the gene Rbcn-3B, whose product is annotated as WD repeat-containing protein 7. Bases 147 to 4931 code for a protein of 1594 amino acids. Gene Ontology annotation, molecular function: protein binding. Lineage: Eukaryota; Metazoa; Arthropoda; Arachnida; Ixodida; Ixodidae. The transcript has 33 exons. Gene Ontology annotation, cellular component: cytoplasm. The record is from RefSeq and is a predicted model, not a curated record.